AUGGCAGUGCUCAUAUUUUCAACCUUGGCCAGUUCUGUUUUAUUUUUUCUAGUUGUCUUAUAUUGCGCGCUCUUGAAGUAUCUUCAUUUACAGUGAUAAUAUUGACAAAACAUUUUGUUUUGAAGGUACCUAUCUGUUGUGGGGUUCAUCAUCAACAUUGACAGCCUGAUGAUAAUGAUUCCAGAACUGCUUCAGUGUCAGCGAUACAUCUGCUCCUAUUGUUUCAGUCAAGACCACUUAGAGCUCCUAUUUAAUUCAAUCAGGGCAUCGGGGGGCUGGAAUAACAGUCCUUCAGUUGGUCAGUUCCAGGUCAUUUUCCGUCGUCUCAUGGUUUGGUGUGGUGCCUCUCCAAGCAAAUCUGGAAACAUGGAAGCACAGGAUGAGACUGUCUCCCUGUCUGCUGUUGAGAUGUCCUCUACACCAGUAGCAGCAGAAGAAGAGCUUCAAUCCCCUUUUGCAAAUAUCCCUGCAAUUGUGUGUGACCAUAGCUACUUACCAACUCACUUUGGUGGCCUUGUGGAAAAUGCCCUUGUUUACAUCUCAGGGUUUGUCGUUCGACAGAUUUUGAGAAAGCUGUCCUGUGAUGUGUGCCGUGCUAGUUUGGUAACAGAUGCUGUACCGGCAUCAUAUGAUCAAAGCUACCAUUUACUCACAUUAAAAAACAAAGGAGGUUUGAUGAUUCCUUCUGAGGGUACAGUCAAGGUGGUCAAAGUAGCUGAGUGUGUUAUCCAACAGUCGACAUUUGGGCAAACUGUCAGUGUAUCUUUGAUCAAUCAGUUUGUUCAGGCUGAGAUUGGUUCAGAUGAUGUGUUUUUUCUCAAGGAGCACAUUGAGGAACCACAGUUUGCAGUUGACAACCAUCAUUUCAUGCUCAUGUCUUUAGUUGUGUCUGUCUUCCACAAACUAAGGCUGCACCAUAUUGCCAGACUGAAUACUCUCAAAUUACAGAGUGGCAACACACGGAAAAAGCUAUGUAAGACAGUUCUGUUUGAAGGAUUUUAGAUCCUAUCCUGUAUAUAUUUA
Messenger RNA from Erpetoichthys calabaricus (reedfish), 1023 nucleotides. RefSeq lists its product as uncharacterized. The transcript is spliced from 2 exons. Lineage: Eukaryota; Metazoa; Chordata; Cladistia; Polypteriformes; Polypteridae. Bases 169 to 1002 code for a protein of 277 amino acids. The record is from RefSeq and is a predicted model, not a curated record.